This is a messenger RNA of Paramecium tetraurelia, 423 nucleotides long. RefSeq lists its product as uncharacterized. The record is from RefSeq and is a predicted model, not a curated record. NCBI's taxonomy places the organism in Eukaryota, Ciliophora, Oligohymenophorea, Peniculida, Parameciidae. The transcript has 3 exons.
AUGUAACAAGUGGAGCCAAUUAUAGCUAAGUUGCGAUUAGCUGAUUUAGACGACUACGAACCCCUCAAGAAAUUCCUACCCAAUCCCAAUAUCAAGUUAUCACACAUAGCAUUUGCAUCAUUAUUGCUCUCAAUAUUAUGCACCUUGUUGGGCAUUGCACCAAGGGUCGUGACUGGCUUAGUGGGCGCCUUGAUCCCCUCCUUUCAAGCAAUAAACAAGUACCAAACUACAGGCGAGGUUUACACGUGCCUUCCUUAUUUCAUCAUAUUUUCAACCUACUUGACCUUUCAAGGAUGGAUAAUGUGGAUCUUCUCAUUCAUACCAUGCUUCAAUACCAUGUGUUUAUUGUUUGUGUUGGCUCUCCACCACCCCGAUGUGCAAUUAUCUAAUCAAAUUUGGAAUUUGUUGUAGAAAGUAUUAUGA